This is a messenger RNA of Lachancea fermentati, 1503 nucleotides long. The record is from the annotation of a GenBank genome assembly. NCBI's taxonomy places the organism in Eukaryota, Fungi, Ascomycota, Saccharomycetes, Saccharomycetales, Saccharomycetaceae.
AUGGAAAAUAGUGAAAAAAUUGAUGUCAAGUCGUCACCAAUCGUUGAAUGUAACGAUGUGGGCGCAGAGUCGAUGGACGAUAAACAAAAAGGUCACAUUGAAGAUAUUCUAUAUUUGGAAACUAUUACUUUCACAGAGGCAGAAGAGCGUGAGGUUGUUAAAAAAAUAGAUCGAUUCCUAUUACCAUUUAUGUGUGCCAUCUUUUUUUCUCAGUAUUUGGACAAGCAGUCUCUUACUUAUGCUUCGGUAUUUGAUCUAAAAACAGACUUGAAAAUGGCAGGUCAUGAUUAUUCUUGGUGUACAACCAUGUUUUACUUAGGUCAGUUAGGUGCAAACUUUGUUUUCAUGUAUCUUAUGACUAAAAUUCCCAGAGCUCCCAUGACAGGUGCAUGUGUCGUUAUUUGGUCUGUCUGCUGCAUGUGCUUGGCGGCGCCAAACACUAAGCAGGGGUUUUGGGUAGGAAGACUAUUUCUGGGAUUGUUUGAAGCAGUCGUUUCACCUGCAUGCGUGCUUAUUACCUCCAAUUGGUACCGAAAGAGAGAGCAACCAUUGAGAACUGCAUGUUGGAUUUCGAUGAAUGCCUUAGCUCAAAUUGUGGGAAGUUUCUUGAUGUAUGGUAUUGGAAAAACAAAUAAGAGCAGUCUCGCCGAUUGGCGACUAAUGUUUUUGAUAUGUGGUAUAAUUUCUUUGGUCGCUGGAGUGGCUUUCUAUGCGUGUGUACCUUUAUCAGCGAAAACCGCGUGGUUUUUGAACAAAAGGGAGAAAGAAAUCGCUAUUAAGAGAUUAUUUGACGAUAGUGACAGAGUAGAAGGUACCACUUUUAACAGAGAGCAAUUAAAGGAAUGUCUCAAUUUUGAUUGGCUAUUUCUGACUUCUUUCGCAUUUGGAUUUUUAAUUUGUGUUCCAAGUGGUACUCUUGUCUUUCAAUCCUUAAUCCUGGCUGGAUUCGGAUAUGAUAAAUUUCAAAAUAUGGAGUAUGGCUCCCCCUCGGGAGCCGUUCAACUGAUGUUCGUAUGGAUUGGAGUUUUGCUUGUAAAGAUAUUCCCCAAAGAAAGAGCUCUCAUUUCAAUUCUCUUGGUAUGUGUGCCCUUGGUUGGAAAUAUCAUGCUUCUAUGUUUGAGUAGCUCUUCUGGCUGGUGGGUCAUUGUUGCAUCAUGGUUAGGCUCGGUGGCAACAUGUACGAUGACUAUUUUAUUGAGUUUAAUUUCCAGUAAUGUUAGAGGAGACACUAAGAAAUCUCUUUGUUCCAAUGCCUUUUUCGUGGGUUAUUGUGUAGCAAUCAUUAUCUAUCCUCAAUGGUGGACUGGUACCUAUCGUGGGGGACUGAUUGUCAAUGUUAUUAUGUGGAUCUUAUUGGAUAUUCUUCUAAUAUUCUACAGAUUCAAAGUUGUUUUCGAAAAUAAGAAGAGAAGAGAACUAAUAGAGAAAAAUGGAGCAGAGGAAACACAUGUUAACCAAGACGUGACGGAUAAACAAGAUAUCUUCCAUAAAUAUGUUCACUGA